Zootermopsis nevadensis is the source of this 1572-nucleotide messenger RNA. RefSeq names its product nucleoside diphosphate kinase (gene awd). Gene Ontology annotation, molecular function: nucleoside diphosphate kinase activity. The record is from RefSeq and is a predicted model, not a curated record. NCBI's taxonomy places the organism in Eukaryota, Metazoa, Arthropoda, Insecta, Blattodea, Termopsidae. Gene Ontology annotation, biological process: CTP biosynthetic process; UTP biosynthetic process; GTP biosynthetic process.
GAGCUCCACGUCACAAUAGCUCACUUGUUCUCUGUGUAGCUGCUACUGUAGACAUUGGAUGGUUAUUUGUUCUGUAUUAGCACUUUUCUCAAUAUUUUCAAAAUCGAUGGCGGAAGCAAGGGAACGCACUUUUAUAAUGGUCAAACCCGAUGGUGUACAAAGAGGAUUAGUUGGCAAAAUAAUUAAACGAUUUGAAGCAAAAGGAUUUAAGCUUGUAGCUUUGAAAUUUACCUGGCCAUCAGAAGACUUGUUGAAGAAACAUUAUGCCGACCUAGCCGGUAGACCAUUUUUUCCUGGUCUAGUAAAAUAUAUGUCAUCUGGACCUGUGGUACCGAUGGUAUGGGAAGGUCUGAAUGUUGUGAAAACUGGUAGAUUUAUGCUGGGAGCUACUGACCCCAAGGAUUCUAACCCAGGAACCAUUAGAGGAGAUCUUUGCAUCCAAGUUGGCAGGAACAUCAUCCAUGGUUCAGACUCGGUGGAAGCUGCAAACAAGGAAAUAAACCUGUGGUUCGAACCUAAAGAACUGAUCGCCUGGAAACCAGCCUCUGAAGCCUGGAUAUAUGAAGAUUAGGCUACAGUGACUAAAUUAUGAUGUUCUGGUUGCCUUAUUGUGCAUACAUCCAUUCCAGUGCUUUUAAAUAGAAUUUAUAUAUGGAAGACAAUGUGAAUAAGCAUGUUGUACAAAGUUACACAUUUCUGUCCAUAUCUUAUCAACCAGCAUCAGCCUACCCUAGGCUGAGCUCUUCCAAUUAAUCAAGAUAUUAGUUAUAAAUGACUCAGGCUGAGCUGUAUCAGUAAUUGCUGAAAUGAGUUGCACUCAGUUGAGUAAGCAUUCAGUUUUGGCUUCAUCUAUUAAAUGAAUACAGUUCUUUAUACUGCCAGCACAGUUGCCCUCAGUGAACUAGUGGUUAGCGUGCUCGCCACUGAACCAAAGGCUCGUGGGUUCAAACCCAGCCAAGGUCAAUGGAUUUUUAAGAGUGAAAAACAAAUCAGGAUUGAGUAGAAAUUAUACAGAGGCAGUGGGCUUGUCACUCACUAUUCAAAUGCACCCCACAAGACUUAAUAAGGACAAAUUGCCUUGGGCAGCUGUCCCAGAAUGGGUCAACAGGCCCAAUCCGUAUAGUAAUUAAUGAUACUGCCAGCAUUUAUUUUUGUAUGAAGAAUCUGAAAUUUUAGCUGUUUUCAUUAUAUAGUGUGUGUGUGUGUGUGUGGUCUACAUUUUCAACAUCUCUUAUAGAGUGAUACUACUAGAUUUAUAUCAGGAUUAACUGGAAGUUGUACCAAAGUUAGGCUGUUAUUGGCUGUAGUAGAAGUGACAGAAAUGUUUAGCUUUGCAAGAUAAUGCACUGUAUUUAUGGAACCAUAAUGAAAUUAAUGAAUUGAAACUAUGUAACAUUUACAUCAAAUGUGUUUGCUAUAAAUAAAUAAAUGGAAUUAUCAAACAUUUAUACUAUGGUAAUUUGGCCUUGUAAGUAAAUUUAACUUUAGACUAUUCAUGUAGCCUGUACUUCUUGAUUUCCCUUACUUUGAAUGCAUGUAAUAAUAAUAAUAAAUCAAAACUUUAGAAUUGAA